AUGGGUGAUUACCAUGAUUUGUACUUGACGUCGGACGUUCUUCUCCUUGCGGAUGUGUUUGAAAAUUUUCGAAGCGUAUGCCUCAAAGCCUACAACUUGGAUCCCUGCCACUUCUAUACAAGUCCUGGUCUAGCCUGGCAAGCGUGUUUGAAAAUGACUGAAGUCGAACUCGAGCUGCUGACCGAUCCAGACAUGUAUCUAUUCAUCGAAGAAGGUCUUCGCGGUGGAAUUUCAAUGAUUAGCAACCGUUAUGGUAAAGCUAACAAUCCAUACAUACCCGAUUAUGACCCAGAAAAAGAGACUUCUUACGUGAUGUAUCUUGAUGCUAACAACCUCUACGGCUGGGCAAUGUCACAACCUCUACCCACGGGUGAGUUUGACUGGCUAACCGACCAAGAGAUCGCAGAACUUGACAUCACAGACGUUGCUGACGAUGACGAAAAAGGCUACAUAUUGGAAGUAGACCUUCACUAUCCCUCCGAUUUACACGAUCUUCACAACGAUUAUCCUCUAGCACCUGAGAAAAUGAAGAUUUCUUCAGAAAUGUUGUCACCAUACUGCCAGGAUCUGUCGGAAAGUUUGCAACUUCGUGGUGGCGCUGUAUCUAAAUUGAUGCCGAAUCUUCAAGACAAGACCAACUAUGUGGUCCAUUACCGUAAUUUAAAGCAAUACCUGACACUUGGCAUGAAGUUGACAAAGAUCCACCGCGUUUUAGUAUUCCAGCAAAGCACAUGGCUAAAGUCUUAUAUUGAUUUUAACACCGGGAAACGAAAGCACGCUGCAAACGACUUCGAGAAAGAUUUUUUUAAACUGAUGAACAACUCGGUGUUUGGUAAAACCAUGGAAAAUUUGAGAAGGCGCGUCAACGUCAAACUCGUCAACGACAAGACGAAACUAUCAAAACUAAUAGCGUCCCCUUCCUUUGACUACUUCCGUAUAUUCUCAGAAGAUUUAGCGGCCGUCAACAUGAGAAAGACGAAGCUUUACCUAAACCGUCCCAUCUAUGUCGGAUUCGCCAUCCUGGAUCUUUCCAAAGUACUCAUGUACCAGUUUCAUUACGAGUACAUGAAACGCAAGUAUGACUGCAACGCAAAGUUGCUGUUCACAGACACGGACAGCCUUUGUUAUGAGAUCAAGACCGACGACGUUUAUCAAGAUAUGUUGCAAGACAUCGAUCUCUUUGACACGUCCGAAUACGCGCGAGACCAUCCAUUGCACAGCCUGACGAAUAAGAAAGUCCUCGGCAAGAUGAAGGAUGAAACGCACGGCAUACCCAUACAAGAGUUUGUUGGUUUGAGACCCAAGAUGUACUCCAUCCUUUACACAGAAAACGACAAGCAAGUGGAGAAGAAAACUGCCAAAGGGAUAAAGAAGUCCGUAACAAAACGAAAGCUCCGACAUACUAAUUACAAAGAAUGCUUGUUUGAGAAGAAACGGACAAUGGCUAGCAUGAAUCAGAUUCGAAGUGAACGCCAUGAAAUCUACUCCAUUACACUUAAUAAAAUAGGUCUUAGUCCUUAUGACGACAAACGAUAUAUUUUAAACGAUGGAGUGAACACACUUGCUUAUGGACAUUACAAUGCAAAGUAA
This is a messenger RNA of Dendronephthya gigantea, 1590 nucleotides long. RefSeq lists its product as uncharacterized. The coding region runs from base 1 to 1590 and encodes 529 amino acids. The transcript has a single exon. The record is from RefSeq and is a predicted model, not a curated record. Lineage: Eukaryota; Metazoa; Cnidaria; Anthozoa; Malacalcyonacea; Nephtheidae.